AUGAGACUGCCCACUAUUCUUUCGUUGAUAUUCCUCAUAGCUUGUGCUAAUGCCGAAGAAGACUGGCACCUUAUUUACCCCCGCAAUGACACCAGCGCUUCUAGCGGGUACAAUGCAACAUUAGACUCAUAUACCUUGUAUUACGGAACACCUCCUAGGGUCAUAGAUGCUCUAGAGGAAAAGGGCGUGCACCCUAAUACGACAUUGCUCUCUACUGAGAUCGUACUUAAUCACACAGCUAUCCAGAUGUACGCCAGCGACAUAAUCGCAAACGGUCUCUACAAGCGCGGGUCUGAUGAACAUGACGUGGUUGACCUGGUGAUGAGUAUCACGCAGGCCUUGGUCAACGACUUCUAUGGCAACCAGACUACGACUUUGGUGAAAAGAACCACAUGGUGUUCGACAUUUAUAGGAUAUAUUAAGGACUCGACUGCUUACCAGGCCAUGCUAGCGUCAGAUAGGAAAUUUAAAGCUAAAUACAUAGGUGAAGGGAUCAGUAGCCUGUACCACAUGGGCCUAGACGUCUUGUCCAUGGCAGCGAACAUAGCUUCCAUAACCAAAAGCAGCUCGAGUGCGACCGCCUGCUAUGGCCGGGUCGAGACAUUGAAGUACACUAGUGGGAACAAAUCGUACAGGUAUACCAUAGGUAUAUACCCAUAUACUGCUGGGUCGAAGUGUGAUACAACACUUACAACUGAGGAGAUCGAAAUUAUUAUCGGAGAUAUGAUAGAAGAGGGCGAGAAACUUAAGUCAGCCGGAUGGUGUACCACCCUAACGCACAGCGGCACCUGGCGAUCACAUGUUAAAGUGAUGAGGGUGGAGGUCUCAGAACCAUGUCACUUCAGCUUGGGCGACAUCCAGUGUCCUGCGAUCUAA
Messenger RNA from Kazachstania africana CBS 2517, 876 nucleotides. RefSeq lists its product as uncharacterized. The transcript has a single exon. NCBI's taxonomy places the organism in Eukaryota, Fungi, Ascomycota, Saccharomycetes, Saccharomycetales, Saccharomycetaceae. The coding region runs from base 1 to 876 and encodes 291 amino acids. The record is from RefSeq and is a predicted model, not a curated record.